ACAUAAAGUUAUUAUUCUAAUUAUGGAGGCAAUCGCGUUCAAAAUCACAUUACUCUGUGACUUUGUGAUAUUCUAAAAAUAAAUAGCACUCCUCUAACCUUCCAUUCACACAAAUCUGUUUUCUUCUAAAUAGACUUGUUCCGGCGGAGGUAUACAUUCUGUAAAGAGGGGGAGUUGGGCCAGGGCGGAGUAAUAGGACACUUCAAUUUUCCAGAGUCAUUAAAAUAAUUCGGGAAAACCACGGUUUAGUAGAGAAUACAUUAAAAGUUCCGGCGAAUAACAUAUGUACGUCAUUGGCUCACGGUACAUGCAAGAGUUUAUACGUUACAUUUCCAAAGAAGAAGGAGAGUGCGGCCUGGACACGGCAGCUCGCGAUGAGGGCGAGUGGGUGUGAGAGCAGAGAGAGCGGAGCGGAGUGGAGCGCUGAGUCCGGCUGCGGGUUCCACCGUCUGGUCUGCUAGGCUGGAGUGGAGUGGAGUGGAGUGGAGUGUGGAGCGUGGAGCAUCGCGCCGACGGACACUAGAGAUUUUGCACCGCCUGGACUUCUACUCUUUCUGUUUUAAUUUUAUUUUGGAUCUUCCUCAGUGAUGCCGGGGCUCUAGACUAGAACCAAGCAAGCCGCAAAGAGCACAGGAAAAGUUCCGAAACUUUUUUUUCCGGCUCUCUUGAUUUUUUUUUUUUUUUUUUUUUUGAAUGUUUCGUCACUCCUUCUCUUUCUGGGGAACUACACACACGCGUCGCUGAGGGGAUAUUAUGGGAUGAGUGGAAGUGUGAAGGACAAAGAGAGACUGCCCUCCUGCCUGGAUCGGGGUCUCAUCCAUCACUUCGCAAACUUAAGUUUCCCUCAAGCGCUUCAUUUGCUGCCGCGGAAGGGCCGAAUUUCAACACACACCCUUUUUCCCUUAGUUUUGCCAACAUUUCGGAAUGAUUCGUCCCUGUCGCGGUGUUGACGGAGGAGGAGGAGGUUGUUAAUUUCUGACCGAAACGUGUUUUUUUUUUUUUUUUUUUUUUUUUUUUAAAAAAAAAUAAAUAACCAAACAGCCACAUGAUGGUCAUGGAGCUCGGACUGGUGGAUAUCGGACUUCCCGACUUUAGUAACCUCUAAUAGCCGCGUACAGAUCCUGUGUGGACACUUUUACUGUCAGAAAAUUUCGAAGAUUUUUUUUUCGGAACACGUGACGUCACACUAGUCGCUCGCUUUGCUCUCGUGUCCGUCGUUUUCCAGAUCGUUCCCACGUAUAUUGUCUCCAUCCAUGUCUGUACGCACACGAGCGUGUUUCUUACGCUUCUGCUUUUAUUCAGGGGCAACACGAUAGCACCACCUUAGGCUAAGGUACAGUACGUACUCUUACUAGGAGUCUUUCCCAAGGAUGUGCUUCGUCGUGUCUUUCCGUUUCUCAGGAGUUCUUUACGUCACGUGACUGAGUCGCGCUCGGCUGGUGCUCAUAGGUGGUGUGUGUGUGUGUUUUUCUUUUUCAAUAAGAUGUUAACUGGAUAUAAAACGGUGCGAAUUUAGGGAGGGGAUCCCAAUGAGCGGCCCACAGACGACCACCACUGACAGGACGUCUUGUGAUCUCAGCCAAGACCACUCAUCUGAUAAGAAGUUCAGAGGGUCCCCAAAUGAGUUUGAUUCCACAGGGCUCGUUCAGCGAUGUGUGAUCAUCCAGAGGGACGACAACGGCUUUGGCCUCACAGUGAGUGGGGACAACCCUGUGUUUGUGCAGCUCGUCAAAGAAGAUGGGGCUGCAAUGCGUGCUGGUGUGCAGAGAGGUGACAGGAUUAUCAAGGUAAAUGGGACACUAGUGACAAGUUCAAACCAUUUAGAAGUUGUUAAAUUGAUAAAAUCUGGUUCCUAUGUGGCUCUCACGGUCCUGGGGAGACCGCCAGGCUCACCACAGAUGCCCCUGCCAGAGGGGGAGGGUGAUGCAGAGCGGCUUGCUCCUCCUCACGGCACCUCCUUGGAUCGGACCACAGUUCCCAAACGGGUCUCUACCACUCUGGAAGAAGGUCAAAGCCAAAGAGAGUCCCUUCUUCACAGCCCAAGGGUCACACCCAGGAACACUCCCAGGAACAGCUUCAACUCGGUGGAGGGCGAGGACACGCCAGAUGCGGUUUCCCAGACUGGCACUGGCAGUCCCUGUUUAAGCUCAGCACCUCAGAUCAUAGGGGCAGAAGAUGACUACUUUGACACGGAGCAGGAGCAGAUCAAUGGCCAGUGCAGCCGUUUCCAUAGCGUUGAGCUGCUCAAGUCUCGCCCUGCUCACCUUGCUGUCUUCCUUCACCAUGUGGUCUCCCAGUUCGACCCCGCACCUCUGCUCUGUUACCUCUACGCUGACCUUUACAAGCAGACCAACUCCAAAGAAACACGCCGAAUCUUCAUGGAGAUGCACACUUUCUUCAUGGACCGAGGGGCAAACUUGAAAGUGCCUGUUCCAGAGUCCAUCUCCUUUGAACUUGAUCGCCGGCGACCCGAGCUGAUCCCUGAAGAGCUUCACAGACAGUACGUACAGCUGCUGCAGGACUCGCUGCUCCCUGAAGUCCAGAGACAGCUUGAUGACUUCAGACAGAAGCGUAGCAUGGGCCUGACCUUAGCUGAGGGGGAACUGGGCCGCUUGGGUGUAGAACAGGACCGCGAGCAGAGCCGUGCCACACUGGACCAGGAACGCAUUUUUGCUGAGAAUGUUGUCAGCAAAAUUGAAGAAGUGCUCCUGACUUCACAAUCCACUGAAGAGGAGAAGUGCACCACCCUGCAGUACGUGCUCUUCACCUACAUGAAGCACCUGGGCCUGAGGGUGAAGGAACCACGUGGUCUGGAGCCUAAACGUGCCCGCAUCACUUUCCUCCCCAAAAUCAAGAAGAGGGCGGAGAAAGAGGCUGAGGAAAAGGUGAAGAAACCUCGAUUUCCCAACAUCCUUGGUGGCCCUCCACGGAAGCCUGGUCGGAUAGAUGUCCCGUCUGGGGGGCGUACCACAGAUCCAAACAAGCCACGGCCCCUGAAGCAGCUGUCUCAGUCCACCCUGACAGUCCCCGAAGCCCCUGAACUGCUGCAGCCUGCCCGUCUGCGGGGCAGCCAGUCCAGCGAAGCUGCUGAGCUCCCCUACUCCCCCACUUUCCCUACUUCAUCUUCUACCUCUGAGGGAGGAGGACGGGACUCAGACUCCACACUCUGGAAGGGAAGUGAGGGCCUUGCCCCUGGGGACUCACUAGACAACGUGGCAAACAGCCCUUCUGUCCACUUCAGUUUCAACCCGAACAACCUGGACCAGUUACACGAAGAUGACCAGGAAUGUGACAGAAACCCUGAAGGAGGAACACCUAAGAUGAUUAGAAGGAUGGACACUCUGGGCCCUUCAGAGGUGAUGAGUGAAGAUGACCAGAGCUGCGAGGUCGAUUCUGAGCAGGACCCCCCAAACUGGCAACAGGUGGUAGGGAGGGAGUUGCUGGCUGCACUAUCACCGCAUGAGAUCAAGAGACAGGAGGUCAUUAACGAGCUAUUCUACACAGAGCGUGCUCACCUGCGCAUGCUCAAAGUGAUGGACAGCGUGUUCUAUCAGAGGUUGACCAGAGAUGGCAUAUUGCCCCCUACUGACAUUAGAAGCAUCUUUGCCAAUCUGGAGGAGAUCAUCCAGUUGCAUGCUUCCAUAAACGAGCAAAUGAUGGCCAUACGGAAGAAAAAUGAGACAUCUGUCAUUGAUUGUAUUGGAGAAGACCUGUCAUCCUUGUUUGGUGGGGAGGAAGAAGAGAAGAUGAAGCAAGCAGCGGGUACAUUCUGCAGCAACCAGCCCUUUGCUCUGGAGCUCAUCAAGAGCCGGCAGAGGAGGGACCAAAAAUUUGCCGCUGCCAUGCAGGAGGCGGAGAGUAACCGGCUGUGCCGCAGGCUCCAGCUUAAAGACAUCAUUCCUGCAGAGAUGCAGAGACUCACCAAGUAUCCACUACUGCUGGAGAACAUCGCCAAGUACACAGAGGAUGCUGAGGAGAGGGAGAAGGUGAGGAGGGCAGGCGAGUGUUGCCGACAUGUGCUGAACCACGUGAACCAAGUCGUGAAGGAGUCGGAAAACAAACAGAGGUUGGAGGACUACCAGAGGAGGCUGGACCUCUCUUCACUGAAGCAGAAUGAGAACCCAAUGAUCUCAGAGCUAAAGAAUUUGGACCUCACCAAGAGGAAAAUGGUGCAUGAGGGGCCACUCUCCUGGAAGGUGAAUAAAGACAAGAUAAUCGAGCUAUACACACUGCUGCUGGAGGACAUCUUGGUAUUACUGCAGAAGCAGGAUGAUCGCCUCGUGCUCCGAUGCCACAGCAAGAACCUGGCUGGCAGUGCCGACACCAGGCAAACCUUCAGCCCUGUCAUCAAGCUGAGCACAGUGCUGGUGCGAUCUGUGGCCACAGACAUCAAGUCCUUCUUCGUGCUCUCCAUGUCAGAUAAUGGCGCACAGAUCUAUGAGCUGAUGGCACAGAGUGUAUCAGAGCAGAAAGUGUGGCAGUGUCUGAUCACACAGGCAGCAGAAUCUAUGAAAAUGAAACCUCACAAUGUCAUACCAUUACCACAGCCAGGUGAGGUGCGUGAUGCUGCUGAUGUGAUCAGGUCCGGUAAACUCAAUCCAGACCGUAUCUCCACUGGAAACAUGCAGUCAUCAGAAAGAGAUGCUGACGCAUUGCCUGUUCCUGGGCCCAACCACUUUGAAGGGGUCAGAUCUGAUGAGGGGCUGGAUGAUGACGGACGGCAAUUCUUGGAGCCAAAUCUUCCUGACAGGCUGGCCUUCCAUCAGCCAAGGUCACGGCAGGGUGUUGCUCGUGUAGACUAUGAUAUGGAGGCCUUUGAACUCUUCCCCUCCAGAGCCGAGGAAGCCUUGAAGAGCUUGGCAGCACUCAGACAGCUGUUGAUGCUGCACUUGUCCCGGGAGAGUGGUGAGAGGACAAACUUUUCUACUGGGGUUUGUCUCCAAAGGACUGCUUCCCUUAGUGUCCAACCUUCACCACAAUGGGGCUCUGCCAACAAACACAAAAAUGAAGGAGUCCAGCAGGUUGCAUCAGUGAAUACAACCUCUGAGGACUCAGGUUUCUUAGUCCUCGAGGGCUUUGGGGACCCUGGGGAGAGCAGCACAGAUGAUGAGUCCCUGCUUGACCAGAAGGAACUGAGGGACCCUGCAGGAAGCUCUGAUGCUGACCCAGAGAAGCUGCUGUCCUCAGUGAUGGCACCCAGCAUGUCCUCUGACCUGAUCCAGCAGGUUUUUUCGCACCUCCGCAAUUUGCAGGUCACAUUACAUCACUUGAAGGAUGUAGAAACCAAGUAUGUUGCAUUGUCCCAGAGGACAGCUGGACGAGCAACUGAUAUGGCUGAGAGCAAAGAUAAGGGUUAGAGGGCCACAAUCACAAAAGCCUCCUGUCUGGUUGGAAGAGCUGGUGGUGGAAGGGGAAGGGUGUGACAGAAUGUCACAUUUCAGCCUGCUGCCAUCACACCACACUGGCCUCGAAGACCCUUUUUGGAAAGGGCUUCGCCAACAUGGCCAGUUAAGGACAUCCCCCCCAAAAGCCUGCCAUACUCACCCUACUAGCUGUGGACAUAUCAGUCUUCCAGCAGUCUGAGCAAGCAGAAAAAGACUAUACAAAAAUAUGCCAAAUAUAUUAAGGGUUAAACACAAUGCAAAAUGAAGUUUAGUACAGGUAGUCCCCAAUUUACGACAAGGUUACGUUCCGCGAAACCUAUCGGAAGUCGAAAAUAUUGUAUGUUGAAAAUGCAUUUAACACAUC
Molecule: messenger RNA, 5748 nt
Organism: Scleropages formosus (Asian bonytongue)
Lineage: Eukaryota; Metazoa; Chordata; Actinopteri; Osteoglossiformes; Osteoglossidae
Product: rho guanine nucleotide exchange factor 12-like
Exons: 36
Coding region: 1530-5357 (1275 amino acids)
Biological process (GO): G protein-coupled receptor signaling pathway; intracellular signal transduction
Cellular component (GO): cytoplasm
Molecular function (GO): G protein-coupled receptor binding; guanyl-nucleotide exchange factor activity
Source: RefSeq, a predicted model, not a curated record